Lachancea sp. 'fantastica' is the source of this 852-nucleotide messenger RNA. Lineage: Eukaryota; Fungi; Ascomycota; Saccharomycetes; Saccharomycetales; Saccharomycetaceae. The record is from the annotation of a GenBank genome assembly.
AUGUCCCAGCAGCUUCAAGAGCGGUUUUCACAAGGUCCUCAGGAAGAUCCCGAUUCUUCUCUUCCAUUAGAUCCCACUGCCAUCAAUUCCACAGGUCUUGACGAUACACCACUUCCAGAUCCAACAGAGGUUUCCGCUCGUCCCCGUCGCGCACAAGUCAAACUUACUGCUGAAAAACUGCUCUCCCCGAAAGGUCUGCCCAAGAUCAUGAAAGAAGCUCCAAAAAAAAUUCGCUUCUCCAAGCGAAGGUCCUCAUACGAAAAUCUUACACAGUUUCUACAAUUCUACCAACUUUGGGCCAACGAUUUGUUCCCCAAGGCAAAAUUUCGGGAUUUUGUGACCAUAAGUCGUACUCUUGGUAAAACUGAUAGGGAACUCAGGGAAUACAGAAUUGAACUUGUGCGUCAAGAACUUGGGUUCUCCUCGGUAGGUGAGCCUGAGUUGGAAACUGAAAGUCUGGGCGAAACGGUGCUGCCACCGAACGGGAAUCAAAAUAUGCCCCCUUCGGAGCCACCUUCUCCGCAGAGACAAACCGUUUCUGUUCCAGAAAACAGUCGAGAUCCUGCAAUUGAUUCUGCGUCUGAUGACGACAUGAUUUACGACCGCAGCCGCAUUGGCGAAUCACAAACCACUGAAACUACUGGAAUCGCACAAAAACAGUUACCAAAAGUGCGACAAGAAUUGAACUCUUCAGGGAUUCCAGAAAUUCAGGACGAAACGGAAUUCCCACCAGAACUUUUGGAUCCUACAGCUACUCUAACACAGGCAUCUCAAGCUGCCAAUAAGAUACGACAAGACGAUGAGAAUCAAGACGAAGAUGAAAUGGACUUAAUGCGCGAGUUUGGUAUGUAG